Molecule: messenger RNA, 1698 nt
Organism: Benincasa hispida (wax gourd)
Lineage: Eukaryota; Viridiplantae; Streptophyta; Magnoliopsida; Cucurbitales; Cucurbitaceae
Product: calcium uniporter protein 3, mitochondrial-like
Biological process (GO): mitochondrial calcium ion homeostasis; calcium import into the mitochondrion
Cellular component (GO): uniplex complex
Molecular function (GO): uniporter activity; calcium channel activity
Source: RefSeq, a predicted model, not a curated record
AUUUCUUUUAAUCGAAAACGAAAUUGGAAGGCAGUGGAGCGAGCUAUAAAUUGGGUGUUUGCAAUUGAGGGCCGAUCGUGGUGAAGCGGCCCGUUGAUUUUUCUCAGCCAUUAGUGUGAUCGGAAAUAUCUUUCUGUUCUUUGUUGUUUUUGAUUUCUUUAGCUCUAUUUCUAGAUUCUUUCUCUUGUUACUGUCAUUCAAUCGAUUCUCUGUUUAGCGUUCUUCUUCUUCAUCAAUGGCGUUCAAGAAAACCCUAGCACAGCGUCUCUUUAAUAUAUCCAAAAUCUCAGCACAAUCCCUCACCAAAUGCCGGAUUUCGUCAUCUUCUCUUGCGGUUCGUGUUCCUCCCAACACUAAUACUUCCAACAUUGCUCAUGAUCCCGGAGACCAUUCCGUGUUUCGUCGUUUUCUUCACAAGAGGGCGGUUUCUCAGCCGGCGAUUUCGCCGGAGUUUCGGGAAUUGGCGGCCGGAGGGAACAUUGCGGAGAAGUUUAAAUCUCUAGGGAUUGCACCAGAUCGUAUCCGACUCGAUUGCCUUCGUCCUCCUGCUUGCGAGACGUUGGUUUCGGAUCCGGAUAGGUCCGAUGUUAAGGAUGGUUUGACAGUUGAGGACGCGAGGAAGUUGCUCAGGGUGGCGCGGAUGGAGAUGGUGAAGAGAAAUUUGAGAGAAAUUCAGGAAUCGUGGAUUCCGCACUCGGAAUUCGUUAGGGUUUGUAGUCAGGGAUGUGAUGAUCCUGAUCAAGGUGUUGAGAUUGCUCAAAUGCUUGAUGAAUCGGGGACUGUGAUUGUUUUAGGAAACGUGGUGUACCUCAGGCCUGAACAGGUAGCUAAAGCCAUUGAAGGCCUAAUUCCCUUACCAUCAGUCAUUCCAAAUGAUGCUAUAAGGGAAGAGCUUGAAGAAUUGGAGAUGCAGAAAGCUGCUAUCGACAAACGAGCCGAAGCACUAGCACGACGAGAGCUCUGGUGCGGAUUGGGCUUCCUUGUGGCUCAAACAGCUACAUUCAUGAGGCUCACCUUCUGGGAGCUCACUUGGGAUGUCAUGGAGCCAAUUUGCUUCUAUGUCACCUCAGGUUACUUCAUUGCUGGUUAUACCUUCUUCCUCAAGACCUCGAAAGAGCCUUCAUUCGAAGGCUUCUUCCAAAGCCGGUUUAGCACGAAGCAGAAGCGCCUGAUGAAGCUUCAGAAUUUUGAUAUCGCUCGUUACAAUGAACUCCGAAGAGCUUGUUUUCCCAAUUCAUCACCUCACGGACUUCCUUCAGAUUCUAUGGUGUAUGAUAAUUCAGCAAAGAUGCAGUUGGAAUCUAUACAUCAUUAAAAAAAAAAAAAGUUACACAAGGCUUUAAAAUAAAAAAGUAUACGUAGUGUGCUGUUAAGCUUUUUUUUUCACUGCUACUUUUAUAACUUCCAUUAGGUGCGGCGGCUUUCUGUAAACAGAGUACAUAGAAUUGUCCCCUCUUCUAACAAAACUUAAUCCUUUUUCUUAUUUAAUACACGUUAAUAGGAGCAAAAAUAGGUUGGCUGAGCCCAUUUAUUAGUCACUUUUGUUCUUCAAUACAACAAAUAUUAACAUGUACUAGUUAAAAAAGGAGUCAAAGUAGUAGAAAUCUUAGAAUUGGAGGCUUAUUUUGUUAUUAAUGAGAAUGAUAUAAUGUUCUCAUCUGAGCCACUUGAAUGUGAAUAAAUUUUAAUUGAACGUGA